Messenger RNA from Effrenium voratum, 869 nucleotides. Lineage: Eukaryota; Dinophyceae; Suessiales; Symbiodiniaceae. The record is from the annotation of a GenBank genome assembly.
CUCUUUUUUGCUUUCUGCCAUCGUCAUGAUAUGCAAGGAUGUCAAAGGAUGCACGUGGGAGCUUGGAAAACCUGGAGGGGCUUCUGUUGCGGGCCAGAAUGCAGCCGGGAAGCUUGAGGACUCCCCAGAACCUGCGGCACCAGAACUUGCAGGAUCUCGACGCGCGCCAGAUGGCGGAGGAUCUCUCCGCGGAUGCGGCGGCGCGGCGCCGGCAGCAGCGGCAGCAGCGCAGCCAGCAGCUGGAGGCCAAGGCGCUGGACGCUUACACCAAGUUUCAGGGGGCCCUGGCAGAUCACCAGCAGCAGAUGAAGCGGAUGAAGGAAAUCUCUGAGCGCGCUGAGCUGCGCCACGAGCGGCUUUCGCUUCUGGUCGAGGAGGCGAAUGGGAUGUUCUUGGAGUUCCAUCCGGAACAGCCGGUGAGAAGAAAGCCCAAGCUGCUCCAUGUGGACUGGCAGCCGCCUCGCGUCAUCGAUGUCGAUAUAGGGAGUGCAGCAUGGCCUGCACCGAGAAGAGUGAGCGUAGAAUAUCCAGGGAGUGCGGCAUGGCCUGCAUCGAGAAGAGUGAGCAUAGAGUAUCCCGGGAGUGCGCCAUUGCCUGAAUCGAGAAGAGUGAGUGUAGAAUAUCCGGUGGAGCCAAUCUGCCCAACGGAGCCUUUGGGCCGCCAAGGUCGGGCCUCGGGCUGGGAGCUAGAUCCAGAGCCCAUGGACCUGCAGGAGAUUGCAGGCUUGCGGGUGGUGUCAAGUGGAGAUCUGCAGCUCCCGAGCACGGUGCCAUCUGCGCAGGCUGUGAAGCGAGGCAGCAUGCUGGUGCCCUCGCCGCAUGUUUCCGCCCGCUUAAAUCCCAGCCAAGUGUAAAUGAUUUUUUGGACA